Molecule: messenger RNA, 6325 nt
Organism: Magallana angulata
Lineage: Eukaryota; Metazoa; Mollusca; Bivalvia; Ostreida; Ostreidae
Product: ubiquitin carboxyl-terminal hydrolase 19-like
Exons: 29
Coding region: 176-4159 (1327 amino acids)
Biological process (GO): protein deubiquitination
Molecular function (GO): cysteine-type deubiquitinase activity
Source: RefSeq, a predicted model, not a curated record
UUGGGGUUUUUAGACUGCCCAUCAGAGACUGAAAUUGCUAACGGUUUGUUCAGCUGAUUCGCACGUUUCUGUUCUUAGUUUCCCUGUCGUUUGGUAGACAACGGGAAAAAUAGAGCAGACACCCAGAAAACGACAGCACACGGACGGUGUGUUGACCCCGAUCAUUGCUGCAGGAAUGGCGGACGACGUUUCCAAUAUACCGACUAACAAAGACUUCUCUACAUUGCAGACCAAUUUUGCCCUCUCUCCAAAGAGGAAAAAAGAUUCAGAAAACGAAUUUCAAACUGACUGGAAGCAGUCCAAUGAUGACAUAGAGAUUAACAUUAAAGUGGACUUCCUCACUGUGGGGGUGAAGGACCCCAAUGAUAUUGAUGUGACCUUCAGCGACUCUGAUGUAGUCAUUGGAUUCCCAAGCGGGAAGAAGUGGACUUGUGAUUUCAGUCAUCCCGUCGUGGGAGAAAAGUGCAAAGUUCAAAUAAAGAAACACAAGAUCAUUUUAAAAGUCAAGAAGAAAGAUUCAGGUGUCUGGAAAGAUCUCAUGGGUCCCCCUGUGAUGGCCUCUCAAUCUGACUUCACCUGUGAUUCCCCAAACUCCUCACUAAGUUCCCCCUCUGGAUCCUCUGAAAUGUUUGACCCUUUACAGAGUGUGACAUCCAUGUCUGUGAAUUCUCAGUCGGGCGAUACAGACAGCGGGGUUCAUGUCAUCGAGCAGGAAGGAGAGAAGGAUGAACCUGUGUAUGAAAUCAACCACAUCAAACAUGAUUACAUUGAGAAGGAAAAUGUUUUCACUGUACAUGUGUAUGUGAAGGAAAUUAAGAAAGACUAUGUUAAAGUGCAUUAUGAACCCAGGAGCCUAACCAUUCAGUUCCAAACACUGGAUCAGAAAUUUCUGCAACUACACUCAGGCACAUCUGAUGAAACGUCAUUUCUGUGGAAGGUCAAUUUAAAGGGAGAAAUCAAUCCUGACAAGAGUGUACACCGGGUCCUGGGGACAAUGUUGGAGAUCAAGUUGUGGAAGACUAAGCCAGAUAGGUGGAGCUCACUGGAGGCCAGCCAUCAUAAAGAGGCGACAGCCACUAAAUCCAGCGAGUGGAUUUCUACAGGUAAAAGUACACCCUCCGCUACCCCCACUCCCAGCCACAAGCCAGGGUCCCCCACCAAGGGGGGAGUGGCGUUUGAUGAGAUGGCGGAGGUUGGGGUGUCCGGGAAGUUGGACCUCGAGGAGGACAAUAGAGCCUCGUCGGAGAUGGGAGCCACCGGGGUCAGCCGGGAAACCUUCAUUCAGAAGCCCACCUGUAAGGUGUCGCCAAUGAACAAGAACCUGAGCAGCCUGUGUGUGCGGCCAGGAAUGACGGGGCUGGACAACCUUGGAAACACCUGCUUCAUGAAUAGCGUGUUACAGGCACUGUCCAACACCACAGAGUUCAGGGACUACUUCCUAGAAUCCAGGUUUCAAAAUGAUAUAAACACAGACAACCCCCUGGGUAUGGGGGGCAAGCUGGCUGUUUCCUAUGCUGUCCUGCUUCGUACGCUUUGGUCUGGAAAGCAUUACUCCUAUGCUCCUUCAAAGCUUAAGAGUUUGGUGGGACAGAAAGCGAGUCAGUUCAAUGGGUUCGCUCAGCAUGAUGCCCAGGAGUUCAUGGCCUUUUUCCUGGAUGGUCUACACGAGGAUCUGAAUCGGAUAAAAAAGAAACCCUACACAGAAACUGUGGACUCAGAUGGAAGGUCUGAUGAAGUUGUGGCUGAUGAGGCGUGGGAGAUGUACAAGAAGAGGAAUGACUCGUUCAUUGUGGACCUCUUCCAGGGACAGUACAAGUCUAAGCUCACUUGUCCCGUCUGUGGCAAGAUCUCUAUAACCUUUGACCCCUUCCUGUAUCUGUCACUCCCGCUUCCAAAGAAGAAACGUAUGCUGCCUGUGAUAUUCAUGUGGAAAGAACCAUAUAAAAAACCACUACAGUUGGUCCUGAGACUUCCCAAAGAGUGUACGACAGAGGCACUGAAAGAAGAGGCCGCCAAAAAAACAGGAGUCAAACCAUCGGCAAUGAGGGUUUUUGAAACGUACAAAGGAAAAAUCUACAAAUUUUACGGGAAAGGAUCCGAUCUGAGUGCAGUCCAGUCCGGGGACACUAUCAUAAUAUCAGAAGUUUUGACAGAAGACAUAGCAGGGGAACCUGUUCAUGAAAUCUAUGUUAUUCAGAGAACAAUAAUGCCAAACCAGGUACCGACUCGCUGUGCGUCUUGCCGGCGUCUUUGCCCAGACAACUGUAAACUCAAGCGGUGUACCAGGUGUUUCAAAGUGGGAUACUGUGACCACUCUUGUCAGAAGAACCACUGGAUCAUGCACAAGAACCACUGCAACAUGACCCCGGAGCCUGUGGGGUCGCCAUUCAUCGUCAGCAUUCCUGAGUCCCGCGCCACCUUCUCAAGACUCAGCACUCUGAUGGAGGCCUAUGCCAGGUACUCAGUAGAUGUUUUCCAGCCUCCAGUGAAAACAGAGCACAAGAUUCAUUCCUCAGGCAUGAGCAGUAGCAGCAGCCAAUCGAGUGGAAGCAUCAACAGCCUGGACAGCCAAUCAUCUUGUAGCAGUUCCUGUACCAUCACGGCGGAGCAGGGCUCAGUGGAGGAUAAGGUGGACUUUUUCAUCGGUGACACAAACAUAUCUCUGGACCUGAGCGAGGGUAACAUGAGUGGAGACAACAGCUUUUCCAGUCUACACAUGGGUAAUGUCAGCGACGGCUCGUCGACCAGUAUCGGGGCCAAGGCCGGCAGUCUGUCCUCCCUCGACUCGACCGGAAGUGGUUCCAUGUCGUCUCCAACGUCCGGAGAUGUGGACUUUGUUUCAGAUCAUCGGGAAAGUCCAGAUGAGAGGGAGGAAGGAGACCCAGGAAACUUACCAGAGUCUGUGUCAUUUAAGACACCUAAUCUACCAGAGUUCUCCUCAUUCAAGAUGCCCAAAACAAAUGAUUCAGAUCAGUUUGGGAAGUCAACAUUUGACAAUGAAAGUGAAUCGGAGAAGAGUCGAGCUGUGCCCACUAAACCAGUGCUGGGGAUCAAGUCAGACGAAGUGGAGAGACCCAAGCCUCCGUUCUACAUGAAGCCGGUCAACCAGGACGGGCUAGGGAUCAGGGGUCCGGAGGGGGAGAGAUUAGAGGACUUAGGAGAUGAGCCAUUAGAUCUAGCAAACAAACAGUUUCUGUCUAUUGACUGGAAGAACCAUGAGAAAUACGACUCCUACGUACUGGUGCAGACCAAGGAACUGGAAUAUACUGAGGACCCAACACUUACAGCGCAGUAUACUGAAGAGACAGGAAAUGUUAACAUCCAGCAGUGCAUGGACCUGUUCACAGAGCCGGAGAUUCUGAGUCCCGAGGAGGCGUGGUACUGUCCAUCCUGUAAAGAGCACCGUGAGGCCACCAAACAGAUGUCCAUCUGGCGGCUCCCCCACACCCUCAUCAUCCAGCUCAAGAGAUUCUCCUUCAGAAACUUCAUCUGGAGAGACAAGAUUGACAAAAUGGUGGAGUUCCCUGUAAGAGGGUUGGACCUUUCUCCAUACACAAAGAUAGGGGCAGACAAGUCCCCACCUGUGUAUGACCUGUACGCUGUGGUCAACCACUACGGGGGAAUCCUGGGGGGACACUACACCUCCUUUGUACGGACGCCUGAUGCAAGAGACCCAACCAAGAAUGAGCUUGACUGGAGAUUGUGUGAUGACAGUCGAGUAAAUAACAUCAGUGGAGAGAGGAAUGUGGUGUCCAGAGGGGCCUAUCUCCUGUUCUACAGAAAGAGGGAAUCUCUGGUGACCCCCAUGCUCAUCUCCCCUACCCCAGAUUUAGACAUCGGUGAUCAAAAUGUCAACGCCAGCUUCAUGUCGCUAAGGACAAAAGCCGAGGAAAGCGAGGCGGAGAAAGAGCCGUGUUACAUGAAGGACGAGAAUCUGAUAGAAGAUGAAGAUGUGGCAUCCAGCUUGGACAACACGGAACCGGACGACUUCGGAGACGCCUCCGGACUGGAUAACCUCCCCUUGCUUGUUGACCACCAUUAUCCGAGUAUGUACGGAGUGUCUGGGGAGGAUGAGGUGGAUAAGGACUCUGGAUACAGCCAGAGUAGAUCCAGUCCAGCCGAGGAUCCAGGUUAUACAGACAUGGAGGCGGUAGACUGACCUAGUUAUGUAGAUUGACCUAAUUUAUUGGAGAUUAGAAUCAAAUGAAUUUUUUUACUGGAUGAUCAGUGUGCUGAGUUUUGUGUGUUAUUGCUUGGUAAAAGAUUUUUUGAAUGUGAACAACUUUGAUUAUUGGAGAUUGCAGAUGAAAUUUGAUUAAUGAUGUGAUGGUGUAAAUUUUAAACAAUAUUAAUGUAGAGUAGCAUGCCACUAUUCAAACAGGCUAUUUUAGAUAACCUGGUAAAAAAGUAAUGCUUGAUAUCAUUUAUUUGACAGAAAUUCUGGUUGCACACUCAUUGCUUGAAACUCUUCAGUGCAUUGAUAUUGUAUUCUGGCUUGACUUUUUCAACACUCACAGUGACCUUAAAGAUUUCAUCUUCAAAAAUAUGUAAAUAGAUGCAUUUAUCUUUUGAUUAUUAUAUGACUAAAAUCCACAGACCUUAAAUGUAGGCCAGUGUCUGGUUCUGAUUUGACGUGGAUGUUUAGUUGUUCUGUGAACUGUGUGGUAGAGAUGAUGUUGAGUUGUUCUGUGAACUGUGUGGUAGAGAUGAUGUUGAGUUGUUCUGUGAACUGUGUGGUAGAGAUGAUGUUGAGUUGUACUGUGAACUGUGUGGUAGAGAUGAUUUGAGCUUUUUAUUAUGUGAUUCAUGUUCAGUCAAGUGGACUGACUGUUUAAUAUAUUCAGAACUGUGUUUAAUAAUACCAAAUGAAUGAGUUUAGUUCUCCAUGUUGACCAUGGAAAUGUAGUUAUUAGUGUAAUCGGAAAACUUGUACAGAAUGAUAAAAUAUAUAUUUAUGAAGUCAAACUUCUGUGAUUUGUGUGAAUAUUUUUGAUUAGUUUUUAUAUGUUUUGGGCAUUACAUGUAUUUGUAAAUAUCUUUGUCCUGUUUCUGGCCUGAUAUUGUUAAUGUAUUGUGUCUGAAGUGUUAGGAUUCUACAGGUUUUAAUAUUUUUUGCUUGGUAUAGACGAUGCCAACAAAAUGGAUUCUGUCUCAGGCAAAAGUAGUCAUUGUGUACAAAUUACAAGGAUAAUUAUUUUUGAUCCAUGGUCAUGAGUUGUCUUUUGCCCUGCUCUAAUGCUGUCAGCAUUGAUGUUGAUGGAUUUGGUUAUAUAAAACUGUAUGAAGAAUUUUGAUCUUUGCUAACAUGUAGGAAUUUGUUCACCAUGACUUUGAUUUCAUGAAAGCAAUGGAUAUUAUAGUUUUUUACAGUUAUUGCUUAAAAAUCAUAGUGUUAGUAUUCUUUCUUAGAGAAAACAGUGGGAUAGAAUCCGGAAUCUAAACUUUAAGAUGAAUCUGUAGUAUGCUUAAUACGUGUGUCUCAUUGGACAUCUUGCUCGUCAGCACUGCACACUACUGGUAACCUCAGGGUAUAUGUACUUAGUUUUACAGUCAUCAACAAUUCAGUGAAUAAAAAUCUGCAAUGUAUUGGUGUAGCAUUACUUGUAAUAAAUUCAAGUAUCCUUAACAAUAUGUUAAGCCAAAUUUUAAGUUUUUGAAAACUUAAUUAACAUGCAUUUCCUCAAAACAUGUAGGCAAAGGUGAUUUUUUUUCUUCAGUACCUCAAAGUCUGAGAACAUUAUUUUCUAUGGUAAAAAUGGUUAAAAUAUUAAUCUGCCAAACAUUUUUUUGUAAUUUAAAGCUCUAAAAAACAGAACACGUCGUUUUCCUUUGAUGUUUUUUGUUUUGUUUUGUUUUUUUCCUUCUUACUUUUGCUUCACUGCCGAGGACACGUGUGAACACUGCAGACACGCCCCUUCCUUCAACAUGGAAGAAAAAGUGGUAGUUUCACGGUCGUGUGUUUUACGCUCUUUGUUGGGUUAGAGUAAAUAGAAGAAAAAAUAUAACAUGGAUCAUUAAAGACAAGAUGCAGUAAAAACUACAAAAGUAAAUGGACAUUUCUAUUCUGAGAGACAUAGAUUGAUCAUACAUUGACAAGGAGAGUGCCCGUAUAAACCGACAUCGUCCACCGAGUUUUGUUUUAUUCCUACGAUAACAGGAACCAUAAAGCUCUGCUUUUCUCUGUGUUAAAUUAUAUGUAAACAUUUUUUACAGACUUGUUUCAUUUUAAUACUUAUUGUAAAUAAAAAGAAGAUGUUAGCAGUGUUGUAUAUAUGAUUUGUUUCAAUGAGACCUUGUCGUUUUUUUGUUGAAAAUAAAAAUCAUC